AUGUCAACCAUACCUACAAUAUCAACAACAAUAACUACAAAAAAGGAGAAAAAUGAAGAACAAUUUGAACUUGAACAACAAUUUGUUCUUCGAAUGCCAUCAGGUGAAUAUGCAACACGUUUACGUGAGUUGAUAGAUUCUGGUGAUGAAAAAAUUCGUGAACGUCUUUUUAUUGAUUUAAAUCCUGAACGAAGACGUGGUCGUGUUAAAUUUGAUGAUACUGUUUUUAAAGCUACCCUCUAUGAUUUACCAUGUAUAAUAGAAACAUAUAAAACAUUUGAUCGAAAAACUUUAUAUAAAAUAGCUGAUAUUGCUCAAAUUCUUGUUUGUCAAUUACCGGGUGAUCUUAGUUCAAGUGAUGAUGAUGAUGAUGAUGAUGAUGAUGAAACAAUGAAACGACUAAAGACAAAUGCAAAAACAAUAUCUGAUGAUGGAAAUGAGAAAAAAAAGAAAGAUAAAGAUAAAGAAAUAAAAUUUCAAUGGCCACAUGGAUUAACACCACCAUUAAAAAAUGUACGAAAACGACGUUUUCGUAAAGUAGCUCGACAAAAAACUCAAGAUCGAGAUGAAAUGGAACAAGAAGUAAGACGUUUAUUUCGAGCUGAUAAUGAAGCAAUUGAUGUUAAAUGGGAAGUAAUUGAUGAUGAUCAAGAAAUAGAAGUUAAUAAAUCAAUAGAAAAAUAUCUGCUUGAACAUACUGAUCUAUUUGGUGGUGAUGUUAGUGAAUCAGAUGAAGAAGAAACAUCACAAAAAGGUUUGUCAUAGAUUAACUGAUUUCAAAUAAAAGUCGGAUAAACAGACGAAAUAGAUCUACGGAUCAGAAUAUCGAUCAGAAAAUAUCACAGGAUGGUUUUCUUCGUUCUACCUUUUCAUUCUAUAGGACAUUUUCACUCACUCAUCCUGUUCUGAAAGACGUAGGAUAGGACAUCAAAAAGUUCGUUCUUGAAGGACACAUCUUGCAAGACAAAGGAGCCUCCUGCAAGAUAAUCUUUUUGUUACUUUUUUCAAAAGGAUAUUAAUCUUGUUUAUAUAUCCCCCUGGUCAAAAUAAACUAAACACCUCAUUUUGAUGCUUUUCUCCUCUUUACAAUUGUCGUUGAACCUCAUUUUUAUAACACAGAUACAUCUUUGAUUACUUGAUUUUUUCUGAAAAUUACAACCUUAUAGGAUGAGAAUCCGUUGAAAAAAACGUAAUUAUAUCUCAUGUACUGUUGUAGCAAUGAAACGAAAAUCUAUUGUUUUCUUGCUGAAUUUUGCCCUUUUCCUGUUUCCAAUAACAAUAGCUUUUGAUGAACACAUCCGCUUCUUCGUACUUUUUCAAAGCGUUUUGUGAAGAGAUUUAUCCAAAAAAGCUUGUAAUAGUGAGAAUGAGACCAGAAAAACCUAAUGUAUACGGCAAAAGUUGAUUUUACAGGACAGAGAAAAAAAUCAAAAUUCAGCAAGAAAACAACAGAUUUUCGUUUCACGGCUACAUGAGUACAUGCGAUAUAAGUACAUUUUUCUCCACGGAUUCUCAUCCUAUAAGGCUGUAAUUUUCGGAAAAAGUUAAGUAAUCAAAGAUGUAUCCGUGUUAUAAAAAUGAGGUUCAACGACAAUUGUAAAGAGGAGAAAAGGAUCAAAACAAGGUGUUUAGUUUAUUUUGACCAGGGGGAUAUAUAAGAUAUGAUGUCAAGUAUCAUAGACCCUUUAUUGAUACAAAAAAAAAUCAUUUAACGGGUGUCCCAGAAAGAAUGGGCCUCUUAGUAUUUUUAAGAUUUCUUCUCUAUUAUCGCUGCAAUUAAAGCUCUCUUUUCCAUCAAAAGAUAGCGUUUAAAAUUCUCUACAAAACCAUACGUGAGUUGGCCCAAAAACUGUCUUAGAUACAUUUGAAAAAAGAUGAAAACUAAAGAGAUACAAACGGCUGUAAAAUUUAAAUGUCACCGAUAAUAAACUGCAGCACUUUGUAUUUGAUAUUGUAAUCUCUAAGUAGGUUUUAUUAAAAAAGCAAAAUACGAUAAGAUGCAGAAUGAAAAGCUAUACAAUGUACUAACUAAAUUUUUUUUUAAUUAUAUACUUUUUGUUUUCAAAAAAAAGCAAAACUCUGUGCGACGGAUUUUCGCCGUUGCGAAAACCGAUCAUACAGAAUUUGGAGUUAUUCUCAACCUAAAAAUGACAGAAAUAAGAUAAAUUGUUCUUUGUAAAUUAUAGAGCUAUUGACGCUGCAUCUUGUGAUGUAUUUUGAUUUUUUUAGGAACUAUAUUAGAUGGUAAAAAGAUAAAAUAAGAAAAAGAAUUUUCGCUCGUGUAAAAAAAAAGGAUUUUUUUCACAAUGGCGAAAAUUGGUUGUACAAAAAAUUUUCCUUUUUUUAUAAACAAAAUAUAUACAAUUAAAAUAGACUUUAGUUUUUAGAUUGUAGAGAUUUUUAUCCUGCACCUGGUGGUGUAUUUUGUUUUUUUAAUAAAACCUAUUUAGAGAUUAAAAUAUGAAAUGCAAAGUGCGGCAAUUUAUUAUGUAACAUUCGUUAUUAAUAUUUUACAGUUUUUCGUAUGUUUUUAGUUUUCGUCUUUUUUCGAAUAUAUCUAAGACAGAUUUUGGGCCAACUCACAUAUGAUUUUGUAGAAAAUUUCAAGCGCUAUCUUUUAAUAAUAAAGAAAGCUUUAAUUACACGGACAAUAGUGAAGAAAUCUUAAAAAUGCCGAGAGGUCCAUUCUUUCUGGGACACCCGUUACAAUAAUCAUGUUAAUAGGUCUUAUCAAAUGUUGUCCAGCAGAAAUAAAAUAAACAAUAAGAAAAAAAUAUUUGGCAUUCAUAAGAAGAGUAAAACAAUAAUAAAACAAACAUAAAGAUACAAGAUUCAAAAUGUAAUUAAUAUAAGCAGAUGGACAACGAGAAAGGAUAAGUCUUCUUUUUAUUACUUUUUCUUGAAUUUCUCAUAAGAACGAAUCAAUAAUGUUGUCAGUCUCAUUUUAUGAUAAAUGUGUUCGUUUUUGAGUAAAUUUCAAUCCGAUUGAGCUAAAUAAUCUUUCCAUUGAAGUACUAGUCACUGGUAUGGCAUGUACUGUUCUGGUUACUAUUAAUAAUAAUGGAAAAUCACGACGAGUUUCACUACUAGACCAGAACUUUAUACGUAGGACAUCUUGGGUCUGGAUUCGACAUUUUGCUGGAAGGAUUCGCCCUAAAGAACUCUCCAAGUCUGAUAUCCUACUCUUCAAGUAGAGCUUGAUGAGCUCUAUCCAAUGCAGACGGCUAUUUCCACCAGAUCUCUGACACACUGU
Molecule: messenger RNA, 3253 nt
Organism: Rotaria sp. Silwood1
Lineage: Eukaryota; Metazoa; Rotifera; Eurotatoria; Philodinida; Philodinidae
Source: the annotation of a GenBank genome assembly